AUGACCUUGGGAGGGAUGAGGAGGUUGCUCUUUCAAGGCUUGAAAAGAUCGGACAUUCCCCAACAUGUCUCUGACCUUCAACUACAAAGAUUUACAUUUCUCAACUAUGCUAGGAACUACUGGUCUCUCCAUCUGACGAAAUUGGAUCUAAUUGAGGUCUAUGGAAGUGAGGUCUGGAGACUGUUCCAUCAUUGCAUUGAAAGUGACGAUACUCCCUCAGUUAGGCUAUGGGGCUUAACCACAGAGGAUCUCGCUAACCAAAACUGUGAAUUCAAAUUGGUUCGCUGGAUUUCGAGAAAUGGCCAUGUUCCCUUAUUGCAACAUUAUCUAAGAGAACAACACUGCUUUUCUUUGAAGGCAAUCUGUACACUUUUUGAGAGAAUUGAGAAAACCGACUUCUAUCGCCUCACAGAUGCUAUUCUUUCUGGAAUUGGGGAGUUUGUGGACCCUGAUUACAGCACCCAAGUUCUUGAAAAAGUGCUGUACUAUGCUGUCGACGCUGACUGUGAGCGUUCUGUCGAUCUGUCGCUUGGAUUUAUUACAGCCAAUCUGAAGGCCAUUCACCUCAGCAGAUCCAAGACAAGUUUGCUCAAUUAUGCACUCUUGGUAGCAGUCAAAAAUAAUCAGCUUGACGUGAUGGAUAUUUUGCUUUCAUCCGGUACUGAUGUAAACGGAACCCAGGAUGACUCGCAAAAAACCUCCGAAUACUACACACCCCUAUAUAUUGCAACAGAUCAUGGUCUUGUCCAAGCCGUACAGAAUCUGCUUUCCAACGGUGCAGAUGUCAAUCGACGUUCGGUUGUUGAUCUCAGAUUUUCCCCACGCCAACACGGAUAUAAAUUCCAACACACAAGCAAAUUCCAAUAUAUUGACACCAUGGAGUUGCCUCCACUUCAUGUAGCAAUAUUGAAUCGAGAUUAUAUGAUCGUUGAUGCACUUCUGGCUGCCGGGGCAGAUGUUGAUACCUGGGCGGAUGUUCAUGAUGCCGAUUCAACUAUUUUAGCGAGGAUUAGCGAUAUGGGGUAUAAUCCUUAUGGGUACUCCGGACCAAGGGCAAUUCAUGUAGCUGCAGGAAACCAUGAUUUUGAUAUGAUUGCCAGGCUUGUGAUUGCUGGCGCAGAUGUGAACACCAUCCUGGAACACUCUUCUCAAGAUGAAAGAACAGCCCUUCACUUUCUCAUGAGAAAUGACUCGUUGAGCCGUCUAGCUAUAAUAAGGCAAGAGCAAAUCCGCGUACCUUCAACACUUGACGGCCUACGGGCUUUGCGUCUUUUGAUUCAAAAUGGCGCAAAUGUUCACCUUCCUUCGGUGAGAGGGUUGACUGCACUUCACAUGGCUACCGAAGGAGAACGCCUCGAUCUGAUGAACGCGCUGCUAUAUGCAGGUGCAAAGGCCAAUCCCGUUUCUGCUUCGGAUAAGAUCCCAACUCCCCUUGAUGUGGCUGCGGAGAAUGGGUACCUGCCAGGUAUGAAGUUACUCUUGGCAAGAGACGGCUCUCUCCGUGUCAACCAGACAAAAGAAGCGGAAGCAGCACUUGCAAGGGCAAGAGAGUAUAGUUAUUCGGUAAAAGAUCAUUUAUUGUUGGCUGCCGGUGCUAAUGACUGGACAUUCGAGAAUCUCACCGGUUCGGGGCUUGGACACUACUUUGAGGAUGAUGUUCGCAUCUCUCAACUUUAA
Penicillium malachiteum is the source of this 1677-nucleotide messenger RNA. RefSeq names its product ankyrin repeat domain-containing protein. The record is from RefSeq and is a predicted model, not a curated record. The transcript has a single exon. Gene Ontology annotation, molecular function: protein binding. Lineage: Eukaryota; Fungi; Ascomycota; Eurotiomycetes; Eurotiales; Aspergillaceae. Bases 1 to 1677 code for a protein of 558 amino acids.